Penicillium nucicola is the source of this 825-nucleotide messenger RNA. Its product is annotated as ankyrin repeat domain-containing protein. The transcript has a single exon. The record is from RefSeq and is a predicted model, not a curated record. Lineage: Eukaryota; Fungi; Ascomycota; Eurotiomycetes; Eurotiales; Aspergillaceae. Gene Ontology annotation, molecular function: protein binding. Bases 1 to 825 code for a protein of 274 amino acids.
AUGACUACAAAACUGACCAAUGAUUCCCUUUCUCUGGAAUCUCAAACGACUAUGCGGAGAGACUUUGUGAAUAAACUUAAAGAAAAACCGCCACAGCGAAUAGGAAGAAAGAACAACGGAAAGUUCAUGCAAGAUUGGCAGAACGAAAUGCUCGAACUAAUAGAAACAUUUUUGAAAUGUGAAGAGUUUGACGUGAACUUUUACGACGACGAGAUAUCACGAUCUCCCUUGUGGCAAGCCACGAUGCGACUGGAAACUUUCAACAAAAUUUUAGAAAGAAAGACAACAGACACGAACCUAUCCGACCCAAAGGGUAGAACAGCUAUAUUUUUGGCAGUCGAAUCACAACAGCUCGAAACAAUCAAGCUCCUAAGGAAAGCUGGGGCCGACAUAGAGCGUCGGGACAGUGGCCGUCUAACUCCAUUAUCACGUGCAGUCGAACUUGGUCACCUGGAGACCGUGAGAUUUCUUGUAGGGCAAGAGAAUGCGAAGACCAAUCCAGAUGAUGGUCUUGAUCCUACUCCGCUACAAAAAGCAGUUUCUAUUGGGUCUACCGACAUCGUUCAGUACCUUCUGGCAAAUGCAGCUAAUGUCAACCACCGGGACGAGGAUGAUCGAACGCCUUUGUUAAUGGCAGUCAGUCUAGGCUUCGAGGCGAGAAAAGAAAUUGUUGGUCUUCUUAUUGAACGAGAUGCCGAUCUUAAUUUAGCGGAUUCGAAGGGUGUAACCCCUCUCAUCACGGCAGUUUAUCAACGGGACAUCGAGUCUGUUAGACAGAUACUGGAAUUAAAGCAUGUCACAGUCGAUGUGAAUCAAUACGUAUGA